CUCUAUUUUAAUGAAGGUACAUCUUGAAGCCUGAGCGGAAUUUGUCGACCUUAUACUUGUCAAUCUUUCCACCCUUGCGUGUGCCGAUUCCUCAGGUGCCUUUUUUGGGGGGGACGCGCUGGCCAGAUAAAAUUCCGCCCGCGGCAUCUAUUUGGUCGUGGUAUCAUCUGCCCAUCCGUCUUCUUACCUUACCUAUCACACCACCUCUCGAGGGCCCAAACAUACCACCUUGCGAUUCAUCCGCCCUUUGCUUAGCUCGCCGAUUUGCUCUCCCCACGCCCUGCGAAUCUGAUCGGACCGCUCCACGUGAAAGCCAAUAGCUGCGGCUCCCCGGAAUCUUUUCCCCGGCUCUCGAAUAAAGAAAAAAGAUGGCCUCGCAGGCCCUGGCCACCGCGGCCGACACCUCGGCUUUCAGUGUACGCAGUCUGUACCGGUCGCUGCUGAGGCAGUCGAAUCAGUUUGCGAAUUAUAAUUUCAGAAUGUACGCCAGGCGCAGGACGAGAGAUGCUUUCCACGAACAUCAGAACGAGUCGGAUUCGAGAAGGAUACAGGAACUGGUGCAGAAAGGGUUGAAGGAUCUGCAGAUGAUGAAGCGACAGACAAUAGUAUCACAGUUUUAUCAACUGGACAGAUUAGUCGUGGAAGGUGGCAAGACGGGCGAAGAAAGCGGCAAUCAUGGAGGAAUUGUGCGACAGAAAGAUACAGGAUGGGAUUGAUAUCUCUAGACCUCCUGUUCCAUCCUGACACAUUGUACAGUAUCUGCUAUCCACAUCUUGAGCAAGAGUCUUCUAGACAUCCUGCGAGCAGGUGGCUCUUGUGAAGUCAAUAAAAUACCUAUCUCAUGCUCCCACAUCA
Messenger RNA from Exophiala oligosperma, 855 nucleotides. RefSeq lists its product as uncharacterized. Gene Ontology annotation, biological process: iron-sulfur cluster assembly. Gene Ontology annotation, cellular component: L-cysteine desulfurase complex; mitochondrion. Bases 369 to 716 code for a protein of 115 amino acids. The transcript is spliced from 4 exons. The record is from RefSeq and is a predicted model, not a curated record. NCBI's taxonomy places the organism in Eukaryota, Fungi, Ascomycota, Eurotiomycetes, Chaetothyriales, Herpotrichiellaceae.